AGUAAUAAUUCAAAAACAACCAAUAUAUCAAAUGAUCAACCAGAUUUAUCACCAGCAUUGUAUAUCAGUGGUUUAGAGUGGUGGACAAAGGAUCAAGAACUUGAAAAAAUAUUUUCAGAAUUUGGAAAAAUUGUAACAUUAAAGAUCUUUGAAAAUGAAAACAAUGGUAAAUCAAAAGGUUAUGCGUUUAUAGAGUUCCAAAACCAAGACUCUGCUCAACAAGCCAAAUCAAAAUUAGAUAGGAAGUCAAUCAAUGGUAAAGAAAUG
This is a messenger RNA of Dictyostelium purpureum, 267 nucleotides long. RefSeq lists its product as uncharacterized. The record is from RefSeq and is a predicted model, not a curated record. NCBI's taxonomy places the organism in Eukaryota, Evosea, Eumycetozoa, Dictyosteliales, Dictyosteliaceae. Gene Ontology annotation, biological process: mRNA alternative polyadenylation. The annotation marks the transcript as partial. Gene Ontology annotation, cellular component: mRNA cleavage and polyadenylation specificity factor complex. The transcript has a single exon. Gene Ontology annotation, molecular function: mRNA binding.